CAAAAUAAACAAAAAUAUCUUCUCCACCCUCCCUAACCCAGUCCUCUCCUUCUCUCCUUCUCUCCUUCUCACACACUCCAACCCAUAACCAAGCCUAAAAAAAAGAGUCCCACUAACCGAUUCUUGCUCUUUUUCAUCCAAAUGGCUUCUACUUUACAAUCUAUGCUCUCUGCCAAUUCUUGUUAUACUUUCAUUUCUCCUAGAUUCUUGAAUAACCACCAAAAGACUAAGAAGCAAAGCUGUGAGCUCUUCAGAGUCAGAGCUUCCUCUGAUGACUCUGACUGCAAUGAUGAAGAAUGUGCUCCUGACAAGGAGGUUGGGAAGGUGAGCAUGGAAUGGGUAGUUGGGGACAAGACCAAAGUGGCUGGAACUUUUCCACCUCGCAAGCGGGGUUGGACAGGUUAUGUUGAGAAGGACACUGCUGGACAAACAAACAUAUACUCGGUUGAGCCUGCAGUUUACAUAGCAGAAAGUGCAUUCAGCUCGGGCACUGCAGGUUCUUCUGCUGAUGGAUCAGAAAGCGCAGUAACAGUCACUGCUGGCAUAGCUGCUGUCUCAGUCGCUGCAGCUUCAUUAGUACUUUUGCUGGUUGGCAAGACCCCACCCCAGAUGCAGACAACAGUAGACUAUUCUGGGCCAUCCCUUUCUUACUACAUCAACAAGUUUAAAUCAGCAGAGCUAGUCCAAGCCUCAGUGCCUACAGAACCUGAAGCCUCUCCACCUGUACAGCCAGAAAUCUCAGCUCCAGAAAUCACAGGUUGAGCUUUCUUAGGCAUCUCAAGUGGGCUUUCUCUUUCAACCAUAACAACUCAGGGAAGAUUUUGCCUCUACACUACGAAUGUAUAUCUAUUUUAUGAUGAGAAUAUAUAUACACAUAUGGGGGAUACUGCAGUUCUGAAGAUAUAUUAAUAUCAGAGGGACAAAAAAAUUCAUUCACAUGAAUGGAAAAUAUAAUUUUCUGUGCCCUUUUUCCCAAA
Messenger RNA from Vitis riparia (riverbank grape), 977 nucleotides. Its product is annotated as protein MAINTENANCE OF PSII UNDER HIGH LIGHT 1. The transcript has 3 exons. The coding region runs from base 142 to 762 and encodes 206 amino acids. Lineage: Eukaryota; Viridiplantae; Streptophyta; Magnoliopsida; Vitales; Vitaceae. The record is from RefSeq and is a predicted model, not a curated record. Gene Ontology annotation, biological process: regulation of protein complex stability. Gene Ontology annotation, cellular component: chloroplast thylakoid membrane.